Messenger RNA from Branchiostoma floridae (Florida lancelet), 1179 nucleotides. RefSeq names its product mitochondrial import inner membrane translocase subunit Tim17-B-like. The record is from RefSeq and is a predicted model, not a curated record. Gene Ontology annotation, biological process: protein import into mitochondrial matrix. Gene Ontology annotation, cellular component: TIM23 mitochondrial import inner membrane translocase complex; mitochondrial inner membrane. NCBI's taxonomy places the organism in Eukaryota, Metazoa, Chordata, Leptocardii, Amphioxiformes, Branchiostomatidae. The coding region runs from base 87 to 599 and encodes 170 amino acids. Gene Ontology annotation, molecular function: transmembrane protein transporter activity. The transcript is spliced from 5 exons.
UCGUGAACUCUCGUUUCGACAUCUCGCGAGAUUUUGAUCAAGACGAGACUCGCAAUGAAUGCAGGGAAUUGCGUAAGGUCACCAAGAUGGAGGAGUACGCACGUGAGCCAUGCCCGUACAGAAUCGUAGAUGACUGUGGUGGUGCCUUCACUAUGGGUGCCAUCGGGGGAGGGGUGUUCCAGAGUAUCAAGGGCUUCAGAAACGCUCCAGCAGGCUGGAGGCACAGAGCACUGGGGAGUCUGACAGCUGUGAAGAUGAGGGCACCAAUUACAGGGGGAAAUUUUGCCAUCUGGGGAGGCUUGUUCUCAACGUUUGAUUGCGGCAUGGUGUAUCUAAGAAAAAAGGAGGACCCGUGGAACUCUAUAGCUAGUGGUGCAGUCACAGGGGGAGUUUUGGCAGCAAGAAGUGGUUGGGCAGCCAUGGCAGGGUCUGCUGUGAUUGGUGGAGUGCUGCUGGCGUUGAUAGAAGGCGUGGGGAUCCUCAUCACCAGGAUGUCAGCGGAACAGUUCAAACCCAUCAGUCCCACCGAGAUGGAGGACCCCACCCAGCUCCCGCCCAAACAGGCCCCGCCCUUCGGGGGACAGCCGGCGUACCAAUGAUCACUGAACUGUUACUUAGGGUUUUAACUUUUAAGUAUUGGUAUGAGGGAAGACCUUUGUGUAUAGACGUUACAUUUACUGAAAGAACGUGUCUACGUUCAGGAAAAUUUGUUAGAGAAGACAUGAAGCUUUUUAUGAAAAGGGACACUGUGGUCACCCCAACUCGCCACUGGGACAGUUCUGGAGGUUUCUGUAUGAUUCAACAAAUGCUGAAAGAACGUCUCGACGUUCAGGAAAAUUUGUUAAACUUUUGACCUGUUUUGUGUGGAAGAUUUUGGGGUUCUGUUUGUGUAUGGAUGUCACAUUCAACAAAUGCUGGAAGAACGUGUCGACGUUCCAAGAAAAUUUGUUCGAGAUGAAGGCGUGCAGCUUUUGAGCUGUUCUGUGUAUUAGAGGUUGGGAUAAACAUGUGGUCACUUGAACUCACCACUGGGACAGUUCAGUAUCUUUAAUGUAAAAAUGUCAGAUUCAGCAAAUUCUGAAUGAACAUGUCCACAUUCAGGGAACUUUUUUUUGAGCUGUUUUCUGUAUCAGAAGUUAGAAGAAUUACCUCUGUGGUCACUUGUACCUUUGUGCAUUU